AUGUCUUUCAAUUCUCACAGCGAUGGCAAAGCCAUCAAACGUAAGACUGGCCUGCUUGGUAGUAUUCGCGAUAAGUUAGGUCGUUCAAAGAGUUCCGCUUCGAAAAGUUCAUCGUCCUUUUCAAGGGGAAUUCUGGAGGAUGCUGAUGCUGCUCCACCGGCAUAUACUUCCUACAACGACACUAAAAAGGCUCCCGCGUCCCAUGAUAAUGGUGCUACGGCAAAUAAUACCGCUUCUACUUCGAGGAUCUAUUCCCCUACACACGAAGGCUAUAAUAUUACACCCGAUUACUACUCUCCUACACCACAGAACUAUUCUCCUGCAACCCAGAGUUAUUCUGCUACACCCCAGAACUAUACUCCUACAUCCCACAGUAAUACUUUUGCAUCACAACAAACUUCUACAGUUCCCCAAACUACCCAAUCCACUCCACAACAUGACCUUGACAGUUCACCAUAUGCUCUUCUUUCCACAUUCGACACAGUCCUUCUAAUCGAUGAUUCUUCCAGCAUGAAAGGGGGUUCUGAGCCUACACCUUGGAAACAAGUCUUCUCCGCUCUUCAAACCAUAGCACCAAUCAUUACUUCCUACGAUGAUGAUGGUAUCGACGUUUACUUCAUGAACCACAUGAGUGCCCACAAGGGUAAACCAAGCGAAGGCGUUGCACCCACUGGUUACUACAACAUUCAAAAUGCAGCUUCAGUUGAAGAAGUAUGGACAAUGGUAAAUAGUCCAUGCGGCAUAACCCCCACCGGCAACCGCAUCAAAGAUAUCCUCUCUCCUUACAUGAAGCGACUGAAGAAGGAACUUGGAGCGGGUCGAAACGUCAAACCAUUAAUCCUGAUUGUCAUAACCGAUGGAGACCCAUCCGACGAUCCUGAGUCAGAAAUCGUUAAAGUCGCUAAACAACUCGACGCACUUGACGCACCACUUACCCAAGUAGGAAUCCAAUUCUUUCAAGUAGGAAGUGUGCCCCAGGCAAAACAGGCAUUGGAGGAUCUUGAUGAUGCUUUGGAACAUAAAUACAAGAUUAGAGAUAUGGUAGAUACCGUUACAUGGAAUGGACGUAAUAGCGAAGCAGGAUUAUCUGGAGAAGGAAUCGUCAAGGCUGUACUUGGUUCGGUCAUUAAGAGACUUGAUAGCAAGCCUGCCAGUGGAGAAUAUAAGAGGAAUUAA
Molecule: messenger RNA, 1176 nt
Organism: Sclerotinia sclerotiorum 1980 UF-70
Lineage: Eukaryota; Fungi; Ascomycota; Leotiomycetes; Helotiales; Sclerotiniaceae
Exons: 1
Coding region: 1-1176 (391 amino acids)
Source: RefSeq, a predicted model, not a curated record